UAAUCUUGAUUAUUGUGGAUAGCGCAGUUUGGUCGCUAAGCAGUAUACAGCAAAAAUGGGUUUGUUUCAUAGCUGUAUGAGAAUAAAUAAAAUAGGCAUCAUCUCAGAUGAGGAGGAAGCAGCAUACAAACAGAUAGAGAAGGUGAACUCCGAAGAUGUGAAAGAGGAGGUUUACACUCCGACCCUCUUGGAUGCCAUGUUUUGUGUGACACCGAAUGAGGCCCAUGGUGACAACGCCAAUGGUUCUAGUGCAUAUGAUUGUAGACAACCAGAUGACUCUAGAUCAGAUGUUACUCAAAAGAGUGAGAUGAUGCAGCCCACCUACGAGUCGAGUGUUCCAAAACUACCUCCAAUCAAUGGAAACAUCACUAGAAUCUUGAUUCUUCCAAUUGAUAACGAGGCCGCCUACCAGGAAUGGAAAGAAAAAAUUCACAAAGCUCUUCGGGAGAACGGUCUGUUGAAAGAAGACAGAUUGGCGGAAAGAAGAAGAAAACUGAUCGAGCGAGGCAAACUGAAAAAGUGAAACAGAGACAGAUACACAAUGCACUGAGCAGCAUGGUAGUGAACAAUGUACAGAAGCCGUCUUUAAAAAUGACAAUGACUUACUAUUUAUUUAUCCGCGUGCCUUUAUCUCUAACUGAUUUUUCAUGAAUUCAUUUCUUCAUUUUUUAUCUGUGAAUAGAAGGGAGUACCAUAGUUUGCCUUAUUAUACUAUUGAAUUAUUUUUUCUCCUUUGACCAUAUGCUUGACUUGCAUUGGAACUUCCCAGGUUAUGGACCUCUCCGACAAAACAGAGGCUCAUUUUCUGACCAAAUUAACCUUUUCAAAAUUAUUUUUGGGUUUCCUUUUCUGGUAAAACAAGCGAGGAAGAUCACUUUGACGAAUUGCCAGAUUAAAAUGACUUCUCAACUUUCAGAACUUUUGGCUUGCCAGGAAUAUCAGUCUAUUAUGUAAACAGAAGGAAUGGAUUAAUACCCUAUUAAAAAUUUAUCAUACUAUAAUAUCUAUAUCCAUUUAAUAAAGUUUCAUUAAUCUUGUUCUGUCUUGUUUAAUUUAAAUAUUUCGAAAUAAUAAACAUCAAUAUCAGACUAUCUUCUUUUUUCUGUCGUCUUCG
Messenger RNA from Saccostrea cuccullata (small rock oyster), 1114 nucleotides. RefSeq lists its product as uncharacterized. NCBI's taxonomy places the organism in Eukaryota, Metazoa, Mollusca, Bivalvia, Ostreida, Ostreidae. The record is from RefSeq and is a predicted model, not a curated record. Bases 56 to 523 code for a protein of 155 amino acids. The transcript has 2 exons.